Messenger RNA from Panicum virgatum (switchgrass), 1588 nucleotides. Its product is annotated as RNA-binding protein P-like. The transcript has a single exon. Lineage: Eukaryota; Viridiplantae; Streptophyta; Magnoliopsida; Poales; Poaceae. Bases 62 to 1312 code for a protein of 416 amino acids. Gene Ontology annotation, molecular function: RNA binding. The record is from RefSeq and is a predicted model, not a curated record.
AGAAACGGAAGUGAGCUUCAAAAAAAAAAAAAAAACCCCACCUCCCAAAUUGAAAUCCCUCAUGGGUCGGAAGCGGAAGCGGAAGCGGCCCCGCGAGGUCGAGCCGGCGGCGGAGCGUGUCCAUCGGGAGACCGCCGGCGGAGAAGUCGACUGCGAGGACUUCGUGGCAACGAACCCACCAAUGGCGGAACCAUCGGCGGCCGGCGAGCGAGAGGAGGCGUCGGAGGCGGCGGAGGAAGAUAUUGGUGAGCUACUGGAGCCGUUCACCAGGGACGAGCUCCUGGACCUCCUCACCGACGCCUGCCUCCGCGACCCCGCCCUGCUCUCCCGCCUCGCGGCCUCCGCCGCCUCCGACGCCGCGCACCGCCGCCUCUUCGCGCACGGCCUCGGCCCGGGCGCUACCUCCGCCGCGCUGGCCGCUGCGUUCGCCCCCUUCGGCGAUGUCGACGAGUGCCACGCCGUCGCCGACCGCGCCACGGGCCGUUGCCGAGGCUACGGCCUCGUCACCUUCCGCCGCCGCUCCGCCGCGCGCCGCGCUCUCGCCGACUCUUCCAAGCGCGUGGACGGCCGGCCCGUCGCCUGCCAGCUCGCCGCCCUCGGCCCGGUUGCACAGUCCUCCUGCUCCGACCGCAAGCUCUUCGUCGACAACGUGCCCGAGCGCGCCGCGCACGACGACCUGAGGGGGUUCUUCUCCAAGUUCGGCGAGAUCGAGGAGGGGCCCCUCGGCGCCGACCGGAAUACCGGGCUGUUUCGAGGCUACGCCAUCUUCUUCUACAAGACGCCCGAGGGGCUCAGGAAGGCCCUCGAGGAGCCCAACAAGGUGUUCGACGGGUGCGAGCUCCAGUGCCGGCGCGCAUACAAGGUGACCAAUAGGAAGCAUGCUGCCGCCGCACCCGUGGACACAGGUGUCCAGAGCAAUGGUGGCGCCGCUAUUGCCGCGGUCUUGCCCUCUGUCCAGGCCAAGGACCUUGCAUUGACAUCCAAGCAGUCGGUGCUUUCAUCGAAUCAGCUGGUUGGUCUGACGGCCGAGGGAAGCAGUUCAGCCCCGGCCACCGUUCGUCAGAAUGUGCCUGCAGGUGGCGCUGGUAUCCUUGGUGCAGCUCCUGUGGCCCCUUCGCUGAUUCAUGGCACAUCAAGCACACCACCAAGUCAUUGUGGCGCUGCAACUGGGCAUGUUGGGUUGGGUGACACUGCUAGAGCUGGUACUUCAACCAUUGAGCCUAUAAUUGGGGCAAAAAAUUCCUUGGGUGCUUCACAUCCUGGCCGAUUGUCGGCUAGGCCUGGCUUGAUACAGCAUUACCUGGGAAGAUAGGUGAAAGUAUCAUGACAUUUUGCUAGACAAGAACUCGAAUAGAACCUAAGCAGGGACUUGAUGCUACUUUCACACUGAAGCAAGGAACUGCAACCUUAGUUGCUUCAGUGCAUCUCAUUCCCAUGGUUUCAGUCGCCCUGCUUAACGAUUAUAAUAUCUUACUACUAGGAAAUGUGAUUUUGUAGAUAGUUUGUAGAACAGACUGAUAAUCUAUAAGGCUGUCAGUGAAUGCGUCAUUCCUAGAAACAAGUGAGAGCAUUAUUGGACCUGUUUAUC